CUUGAGCGGUUGACAACACACGACCACGGUGACGGCGAGAGAGCAGGCUCAAGGAGUGUGAAUUCAAAAAAAAACAAGAAACAACCAAAGCGAAGAGAAAUGUUUUAGCCAAAAGUUUAAUUAAAACCAACAAAAAUCAAACCAAAUCAAAGGCAAAGCGGCCAUAGUUGAUUCGUAAUCAAAUUCGAAGUUCGAAAGUUCGAAAAAGCUCCUUUAAGCUGAGCAUCUGUGUUCUUGUGUGAUUGUGUGUGUGUGUGUGUGAUCGUGUGAGCAGGAUGGAGCAUGACAGCUUUGAUGAUCCGAUCUUCGGGGACUUUGGCGGCGGCCCCCUCAAUCCGCUGGGCGCCAAGCCCCUGCUGCCCACCUCGACGGCCAUGCAUCCCGUUAUGCUGGGCAGUGUCCACGAGCUGUGCAGCCAGCAGCAGCCGCAGCAGCAGCAGCGUCUGCCCGACUGCAACACCAUACUGCCGAAUGGCGGUGGAGGAGGAGGAGGCGGCGGCGGUGGCAGCGGAGGACCCAGCUAUGUGCCGAAACUCGAUUUCGGCAAUAAAAUUGGUUGCUACUCGCCCAGCCAGAAGUACGAGUACAAGCUGGUGGAUCAGCAUCAGCAGCAGCAGCAACAGCACCAGCAGCCGCAGCAGCAGCAUCAUCACCACCAGCACUACGCCGUCACGCCACCGCCCAGCCACAAUGGCAUCCUGCACCACAAGCAGCAGACAUCCUCGAACCAACAGCAGCAGCAGCAGCAGCUGGUGGGGAUCAUGGACUAUCAUCCGCUGAAUGGAAAACUCGACUACUCGCCCAAGGAUCAGUACGAGCCUCAAGCGCAGCAGCAGCAGCAGCAUCCCCAAUUGCAGCAUCUCUACGGCGGCAGUCCGCACCAUCACUUGGAUCACUUGGAGCACGGCGAUGGCUUGAUACAGGACUCCACCCCAGUGCUAAUCAACGGCGGUUCGUCUGGUGGUAAGCUCAAGAAACCCGACGACAUCUGCAGCCAGAUGCAGGAUGCAGGCACACCCCCGGCUGCCACCUCCUCUUCGGGCAUCAGCAAUGGCGCGACGCCUAAUGGCAGUGUCAGCGGCUCUGCUGGGGGCCAGGGCGCCUCCGUGCCAGUUGUGGGCGCUGCUGGAGGUGUUGUUUCCGCCGCCGCCCCCAAGAAGGAUGGCGGCAAUAGCAGCAAGAAGAAGGGCGAUCCCAAUGGCAUCAAGAAGAAGAAAACGAGAACCACCUUCACAGCCUAUCAACUGGAGGAACUGGAGCGCGCCUUUGAGCGUGCCCCCUAUCCGGAUGUGUUUGCACGUGAGGAGCUGGCCAUCAAGCUGAAUCUCAGCGAGUCCCGGGUGCAGGUGUGGUUCCAGAACCGACGCGCCAAGUGGCGGAAGCACGAGCCGCCACGCAAGACGGGCUACAUCAAGACGAGCACACCGCCGACGGCAACGCUGAACAGCAGCCUGGCACCGCCCUUCACCAGCUAUCCGCAGACGACGACGGUGACGCCGCCGGGCAGCAUGGACAGCUGGACCAGCUACCAGACGCCCUACGAGCUGACGCCUCAGUUCAGCCUGCUCUCUCCGGCGGCCAGCCCCUACGGCACCUACUCCGGCCAGUACGGCACCUAUGUGCACGAGAGUCAGCUCUUCCCAAUGCGACACUUUGACUACGGCAGUCCCAGUCGCAUGGACAUGGGCGCCACCACGGGCUCCGUGGCGGGUGUGUCCGGCGGCGGCAGCGGCGAGGAGGCAACGGGAAAUGGCAGCUACCAGCCAGCGGAGCUGCAGGCCACGCAGCAGCAAAUGGCCGACGGUACGCUGGUCACCCUCAUACCCGAUCACGCUGAUCCUCACCAGCAGCAGCAGCAGCAACAGCAGCAGCAGCAGGCGCAGCUGAAUGGGAAAUAUUUGAGCGCGGAGCAGGCCAAGUAUGUGCAUCUGCAGUGCCAUCAAUCCUCGACGGGGCUCGAGCUGAGUCCCGGCUCCAACUGCCAUUUGGUGGAGGCGCAGGCGCAGCACUAUGUGACAGCUGGCGCGGGUUCGGGGGCUGGGGCGGGCAAUGGUAGUGGCAGCAGCGAUGACAACGACAGUGGCCUGCAGACUGUGAUCAAGAGCGAGGAGUCGGCCCAGCAGCAGCAGCAGCAGCAGCAGCAGCAGGCGCAGAGCUAUGUCCUGCCUCCUUUUUUGCACUAAGGGAAAUGCUCACACACCGUCGCCAGCAGCAGCAGCAAAAGCAACGACGCUGGGCACCGCCCCAAGCUCCAAGCGCAGCACGCUUCCGGCGGCCAUUUUGAAUGUUUGUGUGUGUGCAGCAUUUCUAACUGUAAAUUGGGUGCCCUAACCUAACACUUGACAGCAGAAGAUACCAAAAAGAAAUACCAGUAGACUGAAAAUAUCAACACUGA
Drosophila subobscura is the source of this 2395-nucleotide messenger RNA. RefSeq names its product segmentation protein paired. Gene Ontology annotation, biological process: regulation of transcription by RNA polymerase II. The record is from RefSeq and is a predicted model, not a curated record. Gene Ontology annotation, molecular function: RNA polymerase II transcription regulatory region sequence-specific DNA binding; DNA-binding transcription factor activity, RNA polymerase II-specific. NCBI's taxonomy places the organism in Eukaryota, Metazoa, Arthropoda, Insecta, Diptera, Drosophilidae.